This is a messenger RNA of Sinocyclocheilus grahami, 4234 nucleotides long. RefSeq names its product titin-like. The annotation marks the transcript as partial. Gene Ontology annotation, molecular function: protein binding. The transcript has 16 exons. The record is from RefSeq and is a predicted model, not a curated record. NCBI's taxonomy places the organism in Eukaryota, Metazoa, Chordata, Actinopteri, Cypriniformes, Cyprinidae.
UCCAAGGUGGAGCUUGGAUGGGUCACUGUAACCUCAAUCCUUAGAGGCUGUAAAUUUCAAGUACCAAAACUUAUUGAGGGCAAGGAGUACCUCUUCCGUGUCACUGCAGAGAAUAAGUAUGGUCCUGGAACCCCAUGCAUCUCCAAACCCGUCAUUGCAAAGAAUCCAUUCGAUCCUCCAGAUGCGCCGGAGAAACCUGAAAUUAAGGAUUCCACGGCCAGCAGUAUGCUUGUUACCUGGACAGAACCCAAAGACAAUGGCAGCCCCAUUGAGGGAUACUGGGUAGAGAAACGAGAAGUUAACAGCACACACUGGGCAAGAGUCAAUCGCACCAUGGUUCCUGAUUUGGAAAUAAAUGUAGAGGGCCUUUUGGAGGGUCUGACAUAUAUUUUCAGAGUCUGUGCGGAAAAUGUAGCAGGACCUGGAAAGUUCAGCCCCCCGUCAGAGCCAAAAACAGCACAGGCAUCAAUCAGGCCCCCAGGUCCACCAAUUCCAAGAAUUGUCGACACCUCAGACUAUUCAAUUGAUGUUGAAUGGGAUCCUCCUGCAGACAAUGGUGGCGCAGACAUCUUUGGUUAUCAUGUUGACAAAGUUGUUGCUGGUACCAAAGACUGGUCACGAGCCACAGAGAGACCAUGGAAGAACCACACAUUUACAGUGUUUGGUGUUAGAGAAGGAGCUAAAUAUAUUGUCCGUGUAGUGGCAGUCAAUUGUGCUGGUGAAGGACAACCAGGUUUUACUGAUGCAGUUAUUGUGAGAAACCCUGCAGAGGUUCCAGUCAUCGAGCUUGAUAUCUCAGUGAAAAAUGGUGUUGUUGUUAGAGCUGGAGAGAUGCUGAGAAUACCAGCACAUGUGACUGGUAGACCUUUUCCAUCUUUGAAAUGGACAAAGGAUGAUGGUCCAUUAGAAAAAGAUCGUAUGGAGGUAGAGGAAGCUGGAAAGGACAGCACUAUUGUUAUCAAAACCACAAAGAGAAGUGAUCACGGCAAAUACCAAAUCCAAGCAGCAAAUCCAAGUGGUAUCAAGUCUGCAUGGACCAGGGUUGAAGUUAUGGAUGUUCCUGGACCAGUUCUUGACCUGAAACCUGUUGUGGUUACCAGAAAGCUAAUGAUGUUGAAUUGGUCAGAUCCUGAUGAUGAUGGUGGUAGUGAUCUGACAGGGUUUAUUGUUGAAAGGAGGGAACCAAAGAUGCACACAUGGAGACAACCUAUUGAGACCGCUUCAUCCAAAUGUGAGAUUGUAGGUAUUAUUGAGGGACAGGAAUACAUUUUCCGUGUUGUGGCUAAGAAUAAGUAUGGAUGUGGACCUCCAGUCGAUCUUGGACCUAUCCGUGCUGUGGAUCCUCAAGGUCCACCAACUUCUCCUGAAAAGUUCCACUAUACCGAGCGGACCAAAUCCUCUGUUACUAUUGAAUGGAGGCCACCUCGUAAUGAUGGUGGUAGUCCAAUCCUUGGCUACAUCAUUGAGAAAAAGCGACAAGAUCAACCAGCCUUCCAGCGUGUCAACCCAGAGUUGAUGACUGCUCAAAUUUUGACAGUUGAAGACCUUGAUGAGUUGCAUAUGUAUGAGUUCCGUGCAAAGGCUGUCAAUGCAUUUGGUGAAAGUGAGCCUUCAAUUACCAUGACUGUUGUCAUUCAAGAUGAUGAAGUGGCUCCAAGUCUGCAUAUGUUAAAGCACUUCAAGGGUGAUUUGAUUCAAGUAAGGAAAAACCAACCUAUUGAGAUGCCCGCUGAAGUCACAGGCCUGCCAAUGCCAAAGAUCGAAUGGCUGAAGGAUGAUGUUGUUAUUGCCAAGCCAACUGAGAAACUCCUGAUAGAAACCAAAGAGAUUGAUAGGCUGACAUCACAUACAAAACUCUCCAUCCCUGGUGUUACUAGAUUGGACAAGGGCACAUACACAGUUACUGCCUCAAAUCGUUUGGGAUCUCUUGGUCAUUCCAUCAUGGUGGAAGUGUUGGAUCGCCCAACACCACCAAGAAACAUUGCUGUUUCAGAUAUCAAAGCUGAGUCUUGCAAACUAUCCUGGGAUGCCCCAUUGGAUCUUGGUGGCAGUGAACUUACCAACUACAUUGUUGAGAUGAAAGACCUUAAUGGUGAAGAUCCUGAAAAGGCCGAGUGGGUGCAGGUUACUAACUCCAUUAUCGAGAAGCAUUAUGCGGUAUGGAACCUGAAAACUGGUGGCAACUAUAAAUUCAGAGUCAAAGCUGAGAAUAAAUAUGGAAUAAGUGAGGCCUGUGAAACAGAGGAGGUUCAGAUUAAGGAUCCUUUUGCUCUGCCUGGCCCACCUGAGAAGGUCACUAUUGCUGAGCGCUCUAAGACCCAUAUGAUACUGACAUGGGAACCACCUAGGGACAGUGGUGGUUCUAUGAUUACUGGCUACUGGCUUGAGAAGCGUGAAAAGGGCACUUCGUAUUGGUCUCGCGUGAAUAAGAUCCUGGUGUCAAAACGUGGCAUGAAAGGCUGGGAAUACCAGGUUACCCGUCUCAUCGAAGGAACGGAGUAUGAAUUCCGUGCAAUGGCUUGUAAUUCUGCUGGUAUUGGACCACCUAGUGCCAUCUCUGAGUCUGCCGUUGCUGACGAUCCCUUGACUCCACCUAGCAUGCCAGCAGCUCCUGAGAUUGCUGACAAAACCAAGCAUAAUGUCACCCUUGCGUGGACCCCACCAGCUAAAGACGGUGGCCGCCCCAUCAAAGCUGCACCAAAGAUCUUCGUGGAUAUCAGUGCUGAUGAACUGCUCUGUAUCCGUGCUGGAACUCCAUUUAAGAUUCCAGCUACCAUCACAGGACGUCCUGUUCCUAAAGUUUCAUGGGAGUUUGAUGGCAAAGCAAAGACAGAAAAGAAGGAUCGUCUCCAUGUUUUACCAGUGGAUUCACAGGUUGAAUCUACAGACACUACCUCAGUUGUUACAAUUCCUGUGAGUUUGAGAAGCCAUUCUGGCAGGUACACAAUCACAGCAAAGAACAAAUCAGGACAGAAGCAUGUCAAUGUCAGAGUAAAUGUGCUUGAUGUUCCUGGAGCACCCAAAGAGCUCAAAGUUACUGAUGUCACCAGAACCACAAUGAGACUUAUUUGGAAACUGCCAGAUAAUGAUGGUGGUGAGAGAAUCAAGAGUUAUUUUAUUGAAAAGAAGGCUGUGAAUGGAAAGGCUUGGACAGUUGCCAACGCUACUUGUGCCAGCAUGGCCUUUGUUGUGUCCAACCUCCUCGAGGGACAGGACUACUUGUUCCGUGUUCGUGCUGAGAAUCGCCUUGGCUUUGGACCGUUUACCGAGACCACAGAGCCUGUUAGGGCAAGGGAUCCUAUCUAUCCUCCUGAUCCUCCUACCAAGGUGAAAAUUAACCUUGUUACCAAGAACACUGUGACCCUGACAUGGGUGCCUCCCAAGAAUGAUGGUGGAGCACCAGUAAAACAUUAUAUCAUUGAGAGGCUGAGCUGGGAUACCAGUGGUCCACAGAAAGAGACGUGGAAACAGUGUAACAAGAGAGAUGUUGAAGAGACUACCUUCAUUGUUGAAGACCUUAAGGAAGGUGGCGAGUAUGAAUUCCGUGUUAAAGCUGUGAAUGAAGCUGGCGCAAGCAGACCCUCUGUUACUGCCGGACCAGUUGUCAUUAAGGACCAGACAUGUGGUCCAAGUAUUGAACUCAGAGAGGCUUUAGAAGGUGCAGAAGGAUAUGAUGUCAGCAUUGUUGCCAGGAUUCAAGGCUGCCCAUUCCCAUCUCUUGUCUGGCACAAGGCUCCACAGGAAAAGCCUGAUGACAAAGCACUUGUACAGUAUGACAAACAUGUCAAUAAACUUGUUUCUGAUGAGAAAUGCACCCUGUUAAUUCAGCAGUCAAAGAGAGAUGACAGCGCCGUAUACACUCUCACAGCCACCAACAAUUUGGGAACAGCCACCAAGAGCAUCAAGCUUAGCAUUUUGGCUGUGCCUGGCCAAUGUGAGAAGCCAACUGUCACAGAUGUUUCACUUGAAUCUAUGACCGUUAACUGGGAUGAACCAGAAUAUGAUGGUGGCUCUCCUGUAACUGGCUACUGGCUAGAGCGUAAGGAAACUACAGGCAAGCGCUGGACAAGAGUGAAUCGUGAACCUAUCAGAAUCAGGACUCUAGGAGUUUCCCAUAUUGUGACAGGCCUCUUGGAGGGUGCUAUCUAUCAGUUCCGCGUUCUUGCAAUUAAUGCAGCUGGAAGUGGCCCACCUAGUUUACCUUCUGAUCCUGUUGCAUGUAGAGAUCCAAUAG